This is a messenger RNA of Solenopsis invicta (red fire ant), 4771 nucleotides long. It is a transcript of the gene cos, whose product is annotated as kinesin-like protein costa. The record is from RefSeq and is a predicted model, not a curated record. The transcript has 2 exons. The coding region runs from base 895 to 3456 and encodes 853 amino acids. Lineage: Eukaryota; Metazoa; Arthropoda; Insecta; Hymenoptera; Formicidae.
AGUCGUGUCGCGUUCAUUCAUGUUUCGCAUCUUCUUCGUUGCCUCGAUUCUCGUAUCCCGAGUUUUCGACGAACGUGGGGACCGGAAAUGCCGAAAACGAAGGGUCGCGCGUUUGUGCCAAGUGUGAAUCAAUAUGAAUCAUCGUGAAGAGGAUCUUGGAUCUCGAAUGUUCGACAACUGCGGCCGAAACGGAGCUGGAUGGAGCGACCAGCGGCGAAUGGUGAGUCAAUUUGUACACGACACGUAUCUGUUUAUUUGCCUCUACAAUUCGCACCUCAUUUCCAUUGCAAAUUGUCAUCAGUAUGGUGCGACAAUGGUGAGACGAAUCAAUCAAUUGUGCAUGAACGGUUAGAUUAGGAAUUAUUUAAUAUUUGAUUUUGUGUACGCGCGCUCACUCGGCGCUCGCUUUGUCAGGUGUGCCAACAGUCGCGGGCGAGUAGCUUUCCGAAGUCUAACCUGUGCAUUGACAUCGUAGUGUAUGUCCACAUUGUGGAGAUGGCGUGAUGGCAUCGAAAAAUUGUGUCAGUUAAAUCGUAGACAGACUACUCGCGGCUCUUUCUGCGUAGUGCGUAUAUUGGUAUAUGCAGCAAUGCAGCUUCGUAUAUUCUCGGUGCUGCGUAAUAUUGCUCGUCAACAUUAACUGACAGCGAUUUCUGUCGAUUCAAUCGAAAAAGAAUUCGUCCGUCAUGACUGGAUCUCACGCACGAUCGUUAAAUUGUGACUUUUAUUCACGAAACUUUUAUUCACGAGGCACAUAGAACGUAAUAUGUGUUGUUACUCUUCUGCGAGACAAAGAAUUCUGGAGCAUGGUUCUGAGACAUGGGAAAUCCCGAUAGGUUAGGAAUCUCACUCGUGCAGAUUGGCUCGUAUUUGAGCGAACGAGCGUUUCGUUAGAUGAAAUCGCAUGAGACUUGUAAAAUGAUGCAUUAUAGCCCAUGGAUUCAUCAAUCAAUACUAGAUCAUCAAUGCUGCAUUCCGUAUGUUGAUACGAUGCCGUCUUACCAAGAUCACGAUCACGAGCGUCAUCAGCUGACCGAAGAGGAGACCGAGCAAGCUGGCGAGGAAGCUCAUGACAUGAUGACGCCUGCUACGUCUGGCGAUCGUAGUUCUAGCGCAGAUCUAUUCAGAUUGGAGUUUGCAGCGUCUCAGUGGUCCAAGUUGGUCUCCAAUGCGGAAGGUCUGUUUACACAGCUCAUGACGAGCAACGUGCUGCCGCACACUGAUCAGGAUCAAAUUGAACAGUGGCUAUGCAUGAAGCAAGAGUACGAAGAAUGUAUAGCCAGCGACGAGAGCACCAGUUUGCAGGGAUACGCAGAGAAUGCCAGACGAUCAUUGGAACGAAUCGAGGAAGUGACCGAGACUGACGAAAAAACGGACGAAUCUGCCAAUCAAAUGAAACUUAAACUCAAUUGCACUUCCAGUUCAGAGAGCGAAUUAUCCGAAGUGGAUGACGAAGACGAGGAGGAGGACGACGACGAGGAGGAGGAAGACGAUGACCAAAGCGACGUGAGUUCGGAAAAUCCUGAUUUUCUGGAAAAGCUGGACGAGUGCAUGAACAAGUUUAAGAUAGAAACUGAUAGAAUUGUCGAUUCUACGAAAGAUGAUUUUAGAGAGACGAAUAUUAAGAUUAUAUCCCCGGUGGAGAGAUCUGUAAAUAAUAAUUAUGUACCGGUGUCUCGUCCGGUACCUAUAAGGAAUCCAAAUUCCAGGAGAAACUCGAUGCUGCCUGGUUCAGAUAUGUGCAAUGAAGUAUUAGCUUUUAAUAGCCUGAAACCUUGCCAAAAUCAAAACCUGGAGAACCACAUCUCGGAAUAUAUCAAUCCAUAUGCGUUGAAUAAUCGCGAGUUGGAAAUAAAUAUUAAUGAUAAUAUUGUUAACGACAAUUUCGUCACGAUACAAAAUGACAAUUCGCCUGAUCUCUUGCUCGAUGCUCUCAAGAACACAGAAAUAUCCGAACCUAUUAAGGAAUUGAAAGCUUUAACGGCAAAUAAUGAGGCGAAACAAUCGCAGGUGAAGAAAAUUCAAUCAAAUUUGGAUGGAGCACAUAAACGUAUCGAAGAAUUGCAGACGACAAUUAAGAUUAAGCAGCGUUUUAUAGCAGAUAUGAUAAAGAAUUCCGACGCACGAUCCAGUGCGAAGCAGAAAUUUCAACGUAAACGUAGUAAACUGGAAGAGGAGUAUUACAAUACGAGGACACAAUUAGCGCAAGCGGAAAAUGCAUCUAUGUACAAGGAUUCUGACAAGGAAAAGACUCACAAGAAAGAAAUCGAAUUAAUGAAAAAUAUAGCGAUGCAUUAUGAGAAGCGAAUGAUGGAUAUAGAUAUGAUAAAGCAAAUAGCGGGUGAUUCCGCGAAGAAAGUCUUGGAAUUGGAAGCCUCGUUAAAUACGUCGAAGAAGCAAAUGGACAAAUUAAAGCGGCAAUUAAAGAGAGAAGAAGAACGUAAGACACAAUUGGAAGACGAGCUGGCUAAAGAUCAACAGAAGAUUCGUGAACUUGAGGAGAAAUACAAUUUAACUGCGUCCAAGUUAAAGGAAAUGCAAUCGGAAAGUGAAGAUGAGAGACACAAUAUGAAAUCGAAAACCGAUUGCUCAGACAAGAUGAAGAAUUUGUUAGAUGUCAAUGCAAGGAUAUCUCAUCUGGACCAUGUUCUGAAAGAGAAAUCUAUGGACCUAGAGAGAACGGCGGAUAUGGACGAGAAGGAAGCGUUACGACAUGAGAUUAGAAAUUUGAGGCGCACUCGAGACUGCUUGGUAGACGAGAAAUGCGAUUUAGAUGAGAAGUUUCAAAAGGAGAGAACUCUGACGACAGUUGAGGAACGUAAACUGCUAGAAUGCGGUGAGACUAUCGAGGCUAUCGACGCGAUGAUCGAGCACAAGAACGAGAUGAUUUGCGGCCGAAAGGACUUCGAUGAGAAUCAGUCCCAGCGCGAAAAAGGCGAGAGAACGCUGACGGAGCGCUUGAAGAAACUUUCUCAUGGUGAAAUAAUUACAUUAUUUAUGAAAUAUUUCCGCAAGGUGAUCGAUUUGAAAGAGAGCUCGAAGAAUCUGGAGGUUCAGAUAACCGAGCUCGAGGCUCACAUCGCGACUCAGGAUUGGCGACUUGUGGAAGCGGAGAAACGAAUGAUCGUGAUGCAGAGGCAGUACGAGGAUAAGCUGCAUCACGUGUUCAGGCACUUUGCAGAGGAGACAAGCAGCUCCGGUUACGAACGAUUGGAUAAGGAUUCCGAACUCGCGAGGUUCAAAAAGGAGAACAGAGCGUUGAAGAAACGUCUCGCGGACGUCGAGGCUCUUCUCAAAGGUACAACGCCACCGCGUGAAGCUAGUCCUCCGUGCAGAAUUUUGCAACAGGAAUUGAAACAGAUCACACCGAGUACUAGAUCGACGACCAAAGUAACAAGGCAGCGAAAUAAACUGAUAAUUCAAAAGACGACUGAUUGCGACAAGAGGAAAAAGUGAAGUUUGUUAAUGAGUAUACCACAUUUAUUUUUUAUUAUACAUUUAAAGACGAUUCGAGUCUCUUAUAAAUAAUCUUUUAUUUACACUCGUUUUAUAUGUCAUGUUUCUGCAUAGUAUCUCGUCGCAGGUAUUCACGAUAGACUGUAUAAAAUUAAGUUUCUCUUUUUUAACACAGUAUAGUCUCUUCUAGAUCCUUUAUAGAUCGUAAUGUGAUAAUAGUUUCUGCGUGAAGCAAUUACCUCUUCUGUAUUUUUAUAGAAUAUGUAUAUAUUGGUAUUUUAAAGAUCUAUUUUUAGAGUAUAUGUUUAUCAGGUAACUUGAAAAUGAAUUUGACGAUAAUUAUACUUAUUAAGAGAUUCUUGGAUAUGAAUUUUAUUGCAUGCAAUUUCUAUAUUGUUGUAUUUAUUACAGGGCGUAGUUCCAGUGUCAUAUAAUUUAAAUAUCUAGAUGUAAUAUCUUCGAGAAUUCUUGUUCGCGCGCGAAAACAUAUUUGCAUGCCAUUUGUAACAUGUUAUUGUUUCAGCAAUUGACACUAAGUGUCACAUUGAUAUAAUAAGAUGCGAUACGAUUGCUUCGUUCUGGUUUACGUGACAAGAAAACUUAGAAGCUUGCGAGCUUCGUGAAAAUAAUGGCGCUCAAUUGUUGUACGUUAAGCAGUGUAUAUUUUUUCAAAUUAAUUUUACAGACAAGCGGCCUUUAGAUGACGAUGGAUGUAGUCAAAAAAUUACAUCGUUGGAAUUGAACUAUUUAAAAAUGUAUCGACUAAGAAUUAUUAGCCCGAAUAGGAUAUAUUAGGAUUUGUGCAACACAAUGGGCUGCUCAAUCGUUGUAUUUCCUAGACACGUUGAUAAUAAUGUGCAUAAUAUGUCGCUCAGCGAUUACAUGUUUACUCUUAGCUAUUUAAUAUUAUUCGUAUAUUGGAAAGGAACGUUUGAUCUCCAUGUUAUUAACUCUUGCGCUACCGAAAUUUUGUUGCUAGUAGACAUGCAAAAAUACAUGACAAAUUUUUCUCUUAUCUUAUAUAUUUGGAAUUACUUUUAUAUUUUAUCACAUUACGUUUUGAAAUUUAUAUAUUGAUAUAACAUGUAUAUACAAAAAAAUAAUAAAAAUCUAUAAUUGUAAUUUUCUAUUUCGGAAAAUGUUUUGUCUAUAUUUUUUCGGCUGAGCGAGAGUUAAUGUUUGUCAGGCGUAGAAUAGUUUUGAUUAUUUAAUAUAAUUCGACGAUUACCAUGACUCUGGCUCAAUUAUAAUUGAAUCAAUUCACUUCAAACAUAUAAUUUAUUGUAAUUUUGUAAAUAAAUCAAAUAUUAUGUAA